This is a messenger RNA of Tetrahymena thermophila SB210, 876 nucleotides long. Its product is annotated as histidine phosphatase family (branch protein 1). The transcript has 4 exons. The record is from RefSeq and is a predicted model, not a curated record. Gene Ontology annotation, molecular function: phosphatase activity. Gene Ontology annotation, cellular component: cytoplasm. NCBI's taxonomy places the organism in Eukaryota, Ciliophora, Oligohymenophorea, Hymenostomatida, Tetrahymenidae.
AUGAAUUAAAUAAACGAAGAAGAAUUAGAAUUAGCAUAAAUCUACAAAUGUAGUUUUAAUUAGCCUCCAUAAAAUGAAGAAAAAUAUGGAAAAAAGUUGUUGCUUAUAAGGCAUGCUUUGAGUGAGUUCAAUUUCAAAUAUGAAAGAAUUUUCAUUGAAAAUCCUUAAUUGUAAAGAACAGAUCCUACUCUUAUUGACCUCAGAGUUUCACUUGAAUACAUAGAUGGACCUUUGCACUAAAUUGGUGAGAAGUAAUGCAUAAGCCAUUAAGAUUAAGUUGCUAAGAUUGAAACCGAACUUGUUUUAAUAUCACCUUUAUAAAGAACUUUGCAAACAGCAAUCCUUUUGUUUUAAAAGCAUCCAAAUAGAUAGAACAUAAAAUUCUUAGUUUACCCGUGGUUAUCAGAGUCUUUAAAUUGCGCAAAUUGUAUAUCAAACUAAAUAUAUGGUGCAAUGAGAGAAAAAUAUUUAAAGGAAGCUUCUAAACACAAUAUUUAAUUAGAUUUCUCCAUUUUAGAUGAUAAAAAGAUAUUUCCAACUUAACUUUAGUGGUAAAUAGAAUCUAUGGAAAAUAAUGAAAACUAUAAGGAGUUAGCUAAAAAUGUAACUUCAGAACAACAGUAUGCAGAACAUUUAUCAGAGUAAAUGAGAAAAAUGUAUCCUGAUUUUUAUGAAACUUGGGAUCUAAUGCUAAAGAGAUCUGAAAAUCUAAAAAAUAAGCUUAAGGAGAUAUUAAAAGAAUAGCAAAAAACUGUUACAGUAGUAAGCCACUGUAAUAUUUUGAAGUGUUUAACAAAAGUAAGAGUUGAUGAGAAAGGAUGGGUUCACGGAAUUCACAUAAAUAAUUGUGGAAUGACAUAUUAUAAUUUUGAUUGA